Beta vulgaris subsp. vulgaris (sugar beet) is the source of this 1778-nucleotide messenger RNA. Its product is annotated as UPF0481 protein At3g47200. The transcript has 2 exons. The record is from RefSeq and is a predicted model, not a curated record. Bases 486 to 1757 code for a protein of 423 amino acids. NCBI's taxonomy places the organism in Eukaryota, Viridiplantae, Streptophyta, Magnoliopsida, Caryophyllales, Amaranthaceae.
CACGUAUAGAUGGGCCCAAAUAAUAUAAUAGCCUCCACUCAGGAUAAUUAAAGACUACUUAUCUUCCUAAAAACCAAGUCCUACUUUAUUCCUUUUGACUUUUGCUUCUGCAAAAUCCGCCAUAGACAAACAAGCUCUAUCUUCUUUGUCUUCUUUAACUUCCUUAAUAUGAUUGUUUCUAUGUUAGGGAAGAGAGCGAAAAUUGCAACCCAGCUUUGAUAAUGGUACCAAAUUUCUUGGGUUAGAGGUAAUAUUAAUUCAUCUUGUAAGUUUUCCUUAGUUAGUAUUGAUAGAAUAAGCAGUUUAUACAUCCAAUUUCAUUCUUUACUUCAAUUAUAUUCCCUACUCUCCAAGAAUUUGCAUUACUUUUAGUUUAUGUAUGUAUAUCAAUUUAAGUAGUCUCUUCAUUAAUUUUACAUGUGUGUUUCUAACAAUUCUCAUAUAGUUGAUUUCAUGAAUAUUUAGAAUUAGGAGAAUUUGUUGUAAUGGAAGAUGAAACAAUAAUUUAUGAACUAGCUACUUCCAUCAGGAAAAGGAUUAAGAAUUUACCCCCUUUAUCACCCAAAUGCUGCAUAUAUAAAAUCCCUCAAACCCUUAAAGAGCCAAAUAAAUUAGCCUAUACACCAUGCCUAAUUUCAAUUGGCCCUUUUCAUUAUGGCAAGAAAAAGUUAGAAUCCAUGCAAAAACACAAAUUAAGGUACUUGCAAAAUUUCCUUGCAAGAAACACCAAGAAAACUUUGUUGGACUACUUGAAAUGUAUCAAUCAAUGGGAGGAAGAAUUACGCGAAUAUUAUGUGGAGAACAUUGAGUUGAGUAGCAAGGAAUUCAAUGAAAUGGUUCUGUUAGAUGGGUGUUUCUUGAUUGAGUUCUUCUUAGUUUGGCUUUUUGAUAAAUCAGAUGAAACUGAUGGAAUUUUCAAGAAACCAUCUUUGGAAGUAGCAAUCAUGCGUGAUAUCUUGUUGUUAGAAAAUCAACUCCCAUUUUUUGUCUUGGAUGGUUUGUACAACAUUGCUUUUGGUGAUGACAAUUUGGUGUCAUCGCCGAUACCAACUUUAAUUGAUUUAUGUUGUCUAGUAUUGGUGGGGAGAAGGGAGGUUUCGGAGAAAUUGAAUGAUCAUCAAGUUUUACAUCUUGUUGAUUUAAUGAGGACAUGUUACCUCCCUUCAUUGCUGAGACAUCCAAGUGAUGAUAGUGAUGAACAAGACAAUUUGGAGUUUCCUCCUGGUGUAGAGAGGCUUCAUGAUGCCGGGAUCAAAUUCGAAGUGGCAAAAAAUGAGCAAACAUUACUCAACAUAGAAUUCAACAAAGGUGUCUUAAGUAUUCCGAGAUUAGAGAUGGAAGAUCACACUGAAUCAUUGCUUCUAAAUUUGUCAGCCUUUGAGCAAUGCCAUUACCAUUUCGACUCGUACAUAGUUGAUUAUGUUGUGCUGAUGGAUGUUCUAAUUAGCAGUCUUAAAGAUGUUGAUAUUCUUAUGAGUGGGGGGAUAAUAGAGAAUUCCUUAGGCAACAAAGAAGAGUUAGCAGAAGUUUUCAACACUAUAUGCAGGGGAACAACUUAUCAAGCAAAUAGAUUAUAUUAUUCUCGUCUUUGUAAAGAGUUAAAUGCAUACUACAAUACACCUUGGCAUAGAUGGAGAGCAACCUUAAAACAUGAUUACUUCAGUAAUCCAUGGACUAUUAUUUCAGUCAUUGCUGCUGUUAUGCUACUCAUUCUUACUGUUAUACAGACCUAUUGUACUAUCAUUUCCAUGAAAUAGUACCAUAAUUAUUGUUCCUCA